Messenger RNA from Aspergillus steynii IBT 23096, 1280 nucleotides. RefSeq lists its product as uncharacterized. NCBI's taxonomy places the organism in Eukaryota, Fungi, Ascomycota, Eurotiomycetes, Eurotiales, Aspergillaceae. Bases 117 to 1280 code for a protein of 387 amino acids. The transcript has 8 exons. The record is from RefSeq and is a predicted model, not a curated record.
GGGGGAUAUAAGGGACUCGAUCGACUCGCGUGCGAGAUUGUUUGUUCUCGUCGGGGUUUUUCUUUGCCUGUAAGGCACUUGCACUUUUGUCGCUCGUUUUGCUCCAUUUCUGCAAAAUGGAUCUCCCUUCGUUUUUGCUGCCGCGCGGUAUUGAGCAUGGCACCCGCCAGGCGUCAGUGUUUGGGAUCGGGAUUAGUUUUGCGGUUUUCAUUAUGGUGGUGAUUCUUUUGCGAUUAUAUGUGCGGAUCUCUCUAAUCAAUGCGAUCGGUGUAGAUGACGUUCUUAUGGUGAUUGGCGCUGUCUUCACUUUUGGUCUUUCUGUUGCGUCCAUGAUCGCUGCAUAUCAUGGCACCGGCAAACAUGUCGAGGAAAUUCCCAUGACCUCCCUCCCUCCCAUGCUAAAAGCCAUAUACUCGACCCGCCUGAUUUAUAUUAUCGCCAUGUUGUUCGUCAAGAUGUCGUUGCUCUGGUUCUAUCUACGCCUGGACCGCCGCCGCCGAAUGAAAUGGACCGUAUACUUCCUCAUGUUCUUCGUAAUUGGCAUAUCGGUAUCCAGCUUCUUCGUGCUCGCUUUUUCGUGCUACCCACCUGCUAUGUUCUGGGAUGUUGAGGGCACAGUUGAGGGAGAGUGCAUGUCGCCGGGAUCGCAGCAGGCGUUUUACGAUGCGAACGGAAUCCUGAAUAUUGUGACGGAUAUCUUUAUUUAUUUGACCCCCAUUCCGAUGCUUUGGGGGGUUAAAAUUUCGGGGAGAAAGAAAGGGGCCUUGUUCGCCAUCUUCGGGCUGGGUAUCUUAGCCGUUGCCGCUGGUUGCGUUCGAUACGACUACGUGCGCCUCCUCUCCAAUACAGCAGACCAAUAUUACUUUCUCGCGGACUCCUUAAACUGGUGCAGUAUCGAGAUCUACGUCGCCAUAUUCUGCGGUUCCGCACCCGCCCUCUCCGUCCUCAUCAAAACCUACGCGCCCCGCGUCUUCGGCAGCUCAUACGGCCGCCACGACUACGAAAGCGACAACACACCGGGUAACUCAUCUGGCCAAACACCUGCGCAGAGGCUCUCCGGCAGAGGAAAAGACAUCUGGCACAAGGCGAAGAUCAGCGGACGACGCGGCCUGCAAGAUACGACGCUGACUGGCAGCGAAGAGGCGAUUGUUCCCGGGGACGGGAUUGUGUUGAAGACGGAGUUGAGAAUGGAUGUGAUGCAGCGGGAACGGGAAAAUGCUGAAGCAGCGGUGGCGGAUGAAGCGACGUAUAAGGGGAGUGGGGUUAGGCAGAGUGUUUGA